Molecule: messenger RNA, 1866 nt
Organism: Mauremys mutica (yellowpond turtle)
Lineage: Eukaryota; Metazoa; Chordata; Testudines; Geoemydidae
Gene: RAB12
Product: RAB12, member RAS oncogene family
Exons: 6
Coding region: 25-774 (249 amino acids)
Biological process (GO): Rab protein signal transduction; protein localization to plasma membrane; Golgi vesicle fusion to target membrane
Cellular component (GO): endosome; plasma membrane; trans-Golgi network transport vesicle
Molecular function (GO): GTPase activity; GTP binding
Source: RefSeq, a predicted model, not a curated record
GUCGCGCAGGAGCCGCCCGCGGUCAUGGAGCCGGGCUCCGGGCUGCAGCGCAGGGGCGGCGCGGGGCGGGAGUCCGCGGCGGCGGCGGCGGCGGGGGGCUCCCCGGCGCUCUCGGGCCCGCAGUCCCGCCGCAGGAAGCAGCCGCCGCGCCCGGCCGACUUCAAGCUGCAGGUCAUCAUCAUCGGCUCGCGGGGCGUGGGCAAGACCAGCCUGAUGGAGCGCUUCACCGACGACACCUUCUGCGAGGCCUGCAAGUCAACCGUGGGUGUUGAUUUUAAAAUCAAAACAGUAGAGCUAAGAGGAAAGAAAAUUAGAUUACAAAUCUGGGACACAGCAGGUCAGGAGAGAUUCAACAGCAUUACCUCAGCUUAUUACAGAAGUGCCAAGGGAAUCAUAUUGGUAUAUGAUAUCACCAAGAAGGAGACAUUUGAGGAUUUACCAAAAUGGAUGAAAAUGAUUGAUAAGUAUGCCUCAGAAGAUGCAGAGCUUCUACUGGUUGGAAAUAAGUUGGACUGUGAAGUUGACAGAGAGAUUACUCGACAACAGGGAGAAAAGUUUGCACAGCAAAUAACUGGGAUGCGGUUCUGUGAAGCAAGUGCCAAGGAUAAUUUUAAUGUGGAUGAAAUAUUUCUGAAACUUGUAGAUGACAUCCUGAAAAAGAUGCCUCUGGAUAUUAUGAGGAACGAGUUGUCCAACAGUAUACUGUCCCUGCAACCAGAGCCAGAAAUCCCACCUGAGCUGCCUCCGCCGAGACCACAUGUCCGUUGCUGUUGACUUGUUGCUUCAUACAGAGUGGGAGAGAGAAGAAAGUGUCUGCACUACAAUCAUUUGGCAGUUCCAUGUUGCACUUUGUUUUUCAAGUCAGAACUACACACUUAUUUGUAAAUAUGCAAAUAUGCAAUCCUGUGUAAGAUUCAGCUACAACCAUUAAAUAUUGCCCCUCUUCCCCAAAAUAGUAUAUUUCAUUCAUCACCGUAGUGUUAUAAAUAUUGUACAGUUUAUGGGGAACUGCCACACUCCCAGUCUAGGAGGAGGAGAAAUUAAAUCUAUACUUAUUCUUGACAUAAAUAUUGUAAUAGUCCUUGUUAUUAUAAACAGGCAAGCAGAAGCUCUUCUUGUAUGAAGAUAAGUAUAUGGUGCUUUGCUAACUAUUUUAAAGAUGAAUUUUUUUAAAACUGAAAACUUUAUGUACAAAGCUUCCAUAACCUUCAUUGUUUCCUUUAAUAUAUUCAGAUGAUUUUUUUUUUUAGGGAGUGGGGUAGAGCUGUAGCAUCUUCAGCUGACUAGAUCUACAGCAAAGCUAUGUGUAAUUUCUAGCAAUCUCUUAUUUAUUAUGUUUAAUAGUAGACCAUUACUUUGUGUAUUAAGACAUCACAUUUGGUGCAAUUCUAAGCGUGCAGUGUCAACUCACACAGUUAAUUUUCUGCUUAAACAUAAGCUAGGUUGCAAGAAAAGUGGAGAUGUAUUUUGAAUUCUAAAAGAUGGUAUGAAAAGCAAUGCUGCUGUCCUAGACAAAUUCUUUUUAAAAGGAAUUUAAUACAUUUUCCUGUGUUGAGGGAAUAUAUAUGUGUAUUUAUCUGAACAUCUAGGUGGGUGGGAGGGGUUUAUGGAAAACCAUUUUUUUCCCUAAUGGUGGAAAUUAUUCCCAUCAAACAUAUACUGUGUUAGGUUUUUGUCUGAUAAUGACUUUGUGAACUAUAUCUUUGGUAUAUCUUUUAUUACAAUGCACUGUUUAGUUUAGUCGUGGUAAAUCAGUAGUUACAUAUUCGAAUAACUUUGUGUGUCCUGAAUGUUGUGGUACUGAAAAGCAUUGUGGUCUUUCUAAACUAAUGAAAUGCAAAUAAAAUUUUGUAUUUAUGAAUGACA